This is a messenger RNA of Exaiptasia diaphana, 2040 nucleotides long. RefSeq lists its product as uncharacterized. The transcript has 6 exons. Bases 63 to 1832 code for a protein of 589 amino acids. The record is from RefSeq and is a predicted model, not a curated record. NCBI's taxonomy places the organism in Eukaryota, Metazoa, Cnidaria, Anthozoa, Actiniaria, Aiptasiidae.
UGAAUGUUCUUGACCCUGGAAUUAUAGUCAACAACCAUCUGAUCACUGCUUUCACUCAAGUCAUGAAAGCUAUGGGUAACGUCGACACAAAAGCUGCUUCUCCAAAUAUGAGCAAACAUGUUUUGAUUAAAAAAAUCAAAGGUUUAUUCGCCAGAAAGAGAGUAUCCCGUAGAUUAAGAGAUGCUAGAUCUCUCCUUGGGGUACUCCUUGCUCACCAGAAAGACUGUGAUUAUGUAAACGUUGCCAAGGAACUAAAAACUGAAAUCGGAAACGAAAGAUUUAAGAGACUGCUCAACGUGGAUGGUCAAGUAACCUUAACUUUCGUAAUCGACAUCAGUGGCAGCAUGAAGUCCGUAAUCCCAAAAGCUACACAGAUCGCUAAAAGUAUUGCUGGAUAUAAAUCCAUUACUCGUGUCGACUAUGUUUUGUCAACAUUUUUUGAAAGCUAUGGUCACAAGCUCAUCGCUAAGGUUAAGCACUUCGAAGAACUCAAAAGAUUCAUAAAAGCCCUUGAUAUGCUCGGUAAUAGCGUACAGCGAGAAGGUAACUGCACUGCUGAGCCAACAUACGCUGGUAUUAUCAAAGGAAUAACAGUUGGGAAACCACAGUAUGGCUCUCCAAUGUACGUAUUCACAGCCGCUCCACCGAAACCCUUAAGAGAUUAUACUGAAGACAACGUUAUAUAUCUCGCGCAGAGAAAUAAGAUUCCUGUAAACUUUAUCAUAUUUGAGCCUUCCUGCUCCCCAAAGACGGAGCUCUCUUACAGGCCUAUCGCACAGGCAACAGGAGGUUUUGCUUUGUCAUUCCAAACGACAUCUUCCAACAUGGAAAGCCUUACAACGAUGAUCGAAGGAAGUCUUGAUGGAACUGCUAUCGUUGCCAGUGAUACUCUCAAUAAAAAACCAAAGCCUAAACGAGGAAUUAAAAUACAUCAUCAAGGCUUUUACAUUGAUGACAUCGCUCAGGAGGGAACCAUUGAAGUUGAGGCCAAAAGCUUAGGGUCACACGGAAUUCUACUUUUUAAUCCCAACAAUUUCUUAAGAUAUCCCGAGAGGGUGCAUAGCAAUCACUUAUUUUGGACUAUCGUCAGACCAAUGAAAGGCAGAUGGCGCUUUAUUUCUGGAGCUACAGACCUGCAGUUUGGGGUUAAGUCACAAUCGCACUUGGACAUCACCUUGGAUUGGAAAUUUAUAAGGAAAGGAGACUUUAUAGAUCAUCCUUUAAUAGGAGAGAAAGCCAUAGUGAAGAUUUACAUUCCAAACAUAUCCCGACUUAUGGAGAACAGCCUGGCUCUUCCCGAAGGAUGGAAACUUCUCUCUACUGAUCACGAUUCCUACACUUACGAAUCCAAGACAGCACUUACAGACACACACUUCAAAAUCCCAAUGAGUGGAAAAACCUUGUCAGGGUUCGACUUUACAAGGGAAUCAGUUGUCAUACAACCCAAGGUCGUCGUCAUCAGGUCUCUCAUGCAUCCUUGGUUUUCCCCUUAUCCGGGUUGGAGAUUCACUUAUAGAGCCUCCAUUGAAUACGCCAAGACUGAUCCUCAGAAGUUUCGAAUGCUAAUCAAAGUCAAAGCAGGAGACGACGAUGACGAUGACGACGAUGAUGAUGACGAUGAUGAUGACGAUGAUGAUGAUGACGAUGAUGAUGAUGAUGAUGGCAACGAUAGUGAUGAUGACUAUCAAAUCCUGAAACUAUCGAAGGGAGCGCAUACAAUCACCCGGAUCCUGGCCGCACCUCGCAAAGGUCGCUUUAGCGUAAAGAUCAAAAUGAAAAAUGAUGAUGUGGAGAUCAACUUUCAAGAUGGUCCCUUCUUUGUAUGGGAUUGAUUCUGGAUUUAAAACGAAAUUUGGAAAAAAAGAUAAUAUUUCCUAAUAGCUUUCGGACAGAAAAAUCCURCUUCCGAACAAGAUCCUUAUGAUGUUGUUUCGUGACGCGUGAGAAAAUCUUCGAUGGGUUGCCUAGGAUGGUCAAUAAUUUAAGGAUAUUAUAAACAAAUCAAAUGUAACAAGAAAACAUAUUAAAUAGAUUUCAAAA